CAUUUUCUACACCACAUUUUCAUUCAUACCAGAAUCAAACACACAAACAAAAACCCUCUUCUCAUCUUCAUCAUCUCCUUCUGAGCACACCUUCAACCACCUCUAGACAUUGGCAAAGCCAUGGGGCUCCUAAAGGCAAUAUUCAUCAUAGCAACAACCAUGGCUUUGUCCAUCACACUCACAAUGAAGGCCAUCACUCAAGAGGAAUCCAAACCCCCUUUUCUGCACCAUGAUUUUCCCUCUUCAUCAUCAUCAUCAUCAUCAUCAUCAUCAUCAACCACUCGUCAAAACACCAUUCUUCUCCCUUCCAAGAGGGUGACUCGCUUCCUUGCACAAGUCAAAAACCCUAAUGCUGCUGAUCACUGCCACAAGGACCAUGAAGUGUGCACUUUGCAGGGUGUGAAGAACUCCACGUGUUGCAACAACAAGUGCAUUGAUGUAGGGUACGACAAACACAACUGUGGUGCAUGCAAGAAAAAAUGCAAGUACACAGAGACAUGCUGUAGAGGGCAAUGUGUGGACACCAAUUUCGACAAGAGGAAUUGUGGGGAGUGUAACCAUCGAUGUGAAUUAGGUGAAUAUUGUGUCUAUGGAAUGUGUGGUUAUGCCUAAGGUUCAUCAUCAACAUGAGUCCCCAAUACAGGGUCCUAUGUUGUUAUUACUAUACGAGGUUUGCCAUUUUAUUAAAAUUAUUCAAUAAAGUAAACCACAUUUGUGGUACUUAUCUAACAAAAUAUAUACCACAACAUAUAUACAUAUAUUAUAUAUAUACAGUCUUUAUUAUUGCA
Messenger RNA from Vigna radiata var. radiata (mung bean), 788 nucleotides. Its product is annotated as stigma-specific STIG1-like protein 3. The record is from RefSeq and is a predicted model, not a curated record. Lineage: Eukaryota; Viridiplantae; Streptophyta; Magnoliopsida; Fabales; Fabaceae. Bases 121 to 612 code for a protein of 163 amino acids. The transcript has a single exon.